Stomoxys calcitrans (stable fly) is the source of this 5422-nucleotide messenger RNA. RefSeq lists its product as uncharacterized. The transcript has 5 exons. The record is from RefSeq and is a predicted model, not a curated record. NCBI's taxonomy places the organism in Eukaryota, Metazoa, Arthropoda, Insecta, Diptera, Muscidae. The coding region runs from base 93 to 5357 and encodes 1754 amino acids. Gene Ontology annotation, biological process: response to oxidative stress. Gene Ontology annotation, molecular function: peroxidase activity; heme binding.
CUGAUUUGGCUCGUCAAGCUCAUAGUCAAAAGGUAUCCUUGCGUCGAACCUCUUUGGAGAGUCUUUGUCCACCGAGAGAACCACCCACAUGUAUGCCAGCCUCAGAAAGAUAUCGCACUCAUGAUGGUACAUGCAAUAACAGACGUAGACAACGGUGGGGAGCCUCACAAAUGCCUUUCAGCCGUUUUCUUCCCCCUGAAUACGGUGAUGGAGUUGACUCUGUGCGCAAAUCCGUGGACGGUGGAACGCUUUCCUCUUCUCGUUUUGUUAGCUUAUUAGUGCAUGGGGCCCGAGAAGGUGAAGCACCGUUAACAUUGAUGCUGGCCCAAUGGGGACAAUUAUUGGAUCAUGACUUAACUUCCACCGCCCAACCAAGAUCAAUUAAUGGAUCUGUGCCAAGUUGUUGUGGCAACAAGGACUUCCAUCCCUCAUGUUUUCCCAUCAAAGUACCUCUAGAUGAUCCUUGGCUAUCAUCACUAAAAGUGCGUUGCUUGGAAUUCCUACGUUCCGCCCCGGCUCAGCGCAGGGAUUGCGUCUUAUCUUGGCGCGAACAAACUAAUCAAGCCACCUCGUUUAUUGAUGCUUCCCCCAUAUACUCAAAUAGUGUGAAAUCAUCCGAUAGUGCUCGAAUUUUUCGAAACGGUUUACUGAUAUUUGGCCGUGGCAAUCCCAAUGAAGAUGUUUGUCAAAGAGGGGCUAUUGCUACAAAUUGCAUACGUUCCGGAGAUGGACGGAGCGGCGAACAACCUGGACUUUUGGCUCUACACCAUGUGUGGGUGGGUGAACACAAUCACAUUGCCAUGCGUUUAAGCGAAAUGAAUCUACAUUGGAGUGACGAAAAGAUCUACCAAGAAACCCGACGAAUUAUUGGUGCCAUGUUCCAACACAUAACGUAUCGUGAAUUUCUGCCCAUAGUAUUGGGACGAGAGGUGUGCAGAUUGUUCGAACUGGAACUUUUAACAUCGGGUUACUAUGAGGGCUAUGAUUCCAAAACGAAUCCCGGUGUUGCAAACUCUUUUGCUGCAGCUGCCUUUCGCUUCGGUCACUCUUUGGUACAGAAUUCCUACAUGCGUUGCGACCGUUUCCACAAUGUUCUAAGCAACAAUGUAAGUUUGCAUGAAGAGUUCCAAAGAGGAGAUAUUGGGUCUGUGGGUUCUUUACAUCGCCUAAUAAGAGGUUUAGCUAAUCAAAGAGCUUUGCAAAGAGAUGAAUUCAUAACUCCCGAACUCACAAACCAUUUGUUCCAAACUCCGGGCUUCCCUUUCGGUUUAGAUUUGGCUGCCAUCAACAUCCAACGUGGUCGUGACCAUGGCAUUCCCCCAUAUACUCAUUGGCGGGUUCCUUGUGGUUUAUCUGCCAUUAACACUUGGGAAGAGUUUGCCAAUGUUGUGGGUCCGGAGUCUGCCAGACGCAUUAGUCACGCCUAUCAAAAUGUUCACGACAUAGAUCUUUUUGUGGGCGGCAUUGCUGAACGACCGGUUGUGGGAGGACUUGUGGGACCAACAUUUGCUUGCAUUAUCGCCCAACAGUUCAGUAACUCCCGUAAAGGAGAUCGCUUUUGGUACGAAAAUGCAGGCUUCGAGAGUUCAUUUACACCAGCUCAACUGCAUUCAAUAAGAAAGGUAACUCUGGCCUCAGUUUUAUGCCGUACGGUCGGAGGCGGAACAUUCCAACCUCAUAUAUUCCUUCCACCGGAUACGCCUCAAAAUGAACGUUUGCCUUGUGGGGUGGGUCCUUUAGCGGAGUUCGAUUUGGAACCAUGGUUAGAACAAGAUCCAUUUGCUAGUCCCAAACCGGUGCCAAUUCAAAUACAAACUCCCACUGCAGUCCAAAUAGAAUCACGGCCCAAUCCGACAGUGUUGCCACGCCCGCCAAUUUUACCUGCAUUAUUGCCACAACCUCCACUGCCUCCACCAGAAAGACCACUUAAUAUUCCGCCAAUGGCACACCCACCCCCAACAAUAGAACCCCCCGUACUCGAUCGUAUAUUUGAAAUUGUUCAAAGUGAACUCGAUACGAAUGCCCCCAUUCCUGCGGAAUUCUUGAACAAACGUCCCCCUCCAACGAGAGAACCGGUGUUUAUACCAACUUUUAGUGUGGCCAGUGGUUUUAAUCGCUUCAGAAAUACAACUAAAAUUAAUGACAAAUUGGACUUAAAACGUAAAGGUAUUACAGGGCAUAUAACCAAGCCAAAACCUCUGCCGGGCGUAAGCAAUAAAUUGGACAAGCAUUCAAGAAAAGGUCCUCAUCGCCAGGCUACGGUCGAAACGACAACACGCAGAACGAUUGUAGUGAAUAACAUACCCAUAGAACUUCGCCAUGCAUCUUCUGAGGCCGCUAAAACGGAGGGAAGUACAACUACGAAAGAGGACAAACUAGAAUCUCGUACUGCUGACUUAACGGCUUUGACUACUGAAAUUUCUCUAUUAAAUACUGUCGGAACAGAAGUAACUGUGAGCGAUAUCAGCAUGGAUUCUCUGGACUUGGAAGCAAGAACCGAAGAUUUAGAUUUGGAAGAGACAAUAAAAUCUUCCAUGAAGCCAACAGGACCUGGAAACAAUAACAUUGAAAUAGCAGCGGAGGAACAAACGAAUUUGACAAAUGUUGCUAAAACUAGCAUGCAAAACAACGUGAACAAUUCAAAAGUUAACCCUUCUACCAAUACGGAAGAUGAUCGUCCUGGUUUGGAAGCUAGAACCGAAAGACCUAACAUUGAUGACUCAAAUAUAGAAAAUCACAUGAAAAACGAAAAUAGAAAAGAUGUCAAGGAACAGAAUACAAAAACAUCGAAAAAUGAAACAAUCCACAAAGAUGAAAGUUCUUUGGGCAUUAAAAUCAAACCAAACGAAACUUUUGUUGAAGACCAAGCUAGAACAAAAAGACUUACUGGAAUUAGUAAUCUGCAGGCCACAGAUUUAGCUUUAGUCGAACAUAUGAAAGAAUCUGUCACGAAUGAAAUAUUCAAAGACACGCCCGAUCUUUCAUUGACAGAUAUAAUUAAUUCAAAUGGAAACUCAUCAAUGACAAUGACGAGUGAUACCUCUGAACUACGUGAAAAGACCUUUGAAAUUAAUUCAGAUCCCCAGCAAAAAGAAAAUUUUCCAGUCGAAAAAUUUGAAGAGUUAAAUUCAAAUGAUGUGAAUAAAACAUCAGAACAAAACUUUAACUCGACAAAUGUUAAAAACCUAGAUUACAAAUCUAAUUCUACCCGUAAGGCAAUUAACUCCAUUGACAACAAGAGUUCUAUAAGCAGCCUACAUUCCAACGAUUCUGAUAUUGAUCCUUUGGCGAAUUCUCCAUCCCACGACCUACGAAGAGUUCAAAGGAAGCUAUCUCUACCAACUUCCACAGAAAAUUUAAAAGAAAAAUUGAAUUUGCCUCUUCUGAAGGCCGUAUUGAAAUCGAACGUCAGUGUUCCUCUACAUGAUAAGUUCCUGACUACCAAAGUGCCCAAGCCAUCAAAGACUGCUACUGUGCAGAGUAUCGAGUUGAGACAAUAUCAGAAACGACCCCAGUAUCCCAAACCACCUCAUAAGGUAAUUGUAGACACGACCAAUGGAGCGGGCCAAUACGAAAUUGAAAUUAACAUUAGACAGACAAACAAAAGUCCCAUUCCAUUGCAAAGCACGCCUGACUACAGUACCAACUACAAAUCAAAACCUUAUGAUCGAUACACCAAUACCUAUGUAACAUAUCCCAGUACAACACCUUUGUACGCUUAUCUACAACAUGCUCCAGUUCAGGUUUCUCAGUUGAAUUCCCAAAAUCAGAGAACUAAACCACCUACUAUAAUAUUCUUAAAUGAACAUGAAGAACAUGGUACCACAACCAGACAGCCAGGUUUUGUACAUAGCAUAGUGGGUUGGAACUCGGGAAGUCAAAGGCCAUUGCCCCCAGAUUCGGAUCUUGCCGAGAGACCAAGCUAUGAUGGCGUCAUAUCACGUCCUCUAAGCGGCUCGAUAUUACCCUCGAACUUCCAAAAUACUAGGCCAGGCGCAGUAUCAAGCUUUAGCCAGGCCCAAGUUAAUGGCGGAGUUGUUCAGGCAUCCAGCCAGGCAACAAGCAAUGGUCACUAUGGCUCCAUUACUGGUUUUGCCAGUGCCAAUGGUGCCGACAGUACUUUCAGUUUUAAUAUACGACCCAAACCAGAAAAGCCAAAUAUUAACCGACCAGAUGGAACAGCAAGUUAUGGUCUGCUACAUGAAGCACCUAAACCCUGGUAUAAUAAAUAUAAGCCAGUGUUGGGAGAGCAAAUUUCCACCCAUGAGAUACCGUAUAGGGAAGGCAUUCAAACACCAUUUUCCACAUCCAACUCACAAACCUACUAUAUACGUAAAAAGCAUCGACCAUAUCAGAAAGAAGAAGACCCUUUUGAAAGGGAACCUGAAAUACGGGACCAUGACUAUCUUAGUAGAACCCUUACUACGACACAAAACAUAACAGCCUUAGAAGAAUUUGAAGAUAUAUUGGACGGAGACUAUGAGUACGAUGACAGUGAUGAUUAUGGAAACUCUCCCUUAAUAAGGAAAUUUAACAAAGAUGGAUAUCUUAGACCUGAGCUCAUGCUGGCGGCCCUUAAUAAAACUGUUAAUUUUCACCCGACCACAGCGCCAACCACAAGUGAAGCUUUAGACGACAAUUAUGUUCUGCCUGCUAUGAACAGCACUAAGGACAUUCCAAAAGUUUCGUCUAAAAUCAAUCUUCAAAAUACUUCCAACAACUAUCCGGACUCUCAAAGUAAACAAUUAAACAAUGAUAUAUUUGCUGAAGACUUGCAGGAACACGAGGACCAAUCGCCAGAGGACACAUUUGAAGAUGAUGAGAUGGAUGCACAAUUUGAAUUGGAAAAGAAGAAGUUGAACAUUCUAAAGCGCCAUCAAGAAAAAAUAGCAUUUGCACCCAUUACAAUCUUAACUAAACCAGAAAGGCCGGAUAACUGGGUUAUAUAUGACUCUCCUGAAGAGGAAGAACCAUUAUUACCCCAAAUACCAGAUCUUAAUCAAGACCUGUCUCCCUCGGCCGAGAUUCCAAAACCAAUACGAGAAAACAUUUGGUUAUCUCUGGCUCAUUCGAAGAAAAAACUACCCUUUGAAAGUGUAUCCAGCGACUUGGGGAAUGAGACUGAACUGCCACUAACAACAGCCAGAAAUGAUAAUCCUAUAACUAUCCCUCCAGAGAUAGAUAUUGUGGUAGACCACAAUUUGGAUUUGGAUGCGAAAGUAGAACCUACAGAAUCUUCUAACCAAGAUGGAAUCACAGAUAGGAUUGAAACUGAAAAAAUAUUAGAAACAACAACGGACCACAUCGCUGACUCUGUGAUGAUAACCAGCAGAACAGAGGCAGAAAGCACCAGAUGAAACAGUUAAUUUUUAUAUUUGAAUUUAAGUAUUUACUUCUAAGUUUUGUGAUCUUUUUUCUAUUU